Messenger RNA from Ascoidea rubescens DSM 1968, 745 nucleotides. RefSeq lists its product as uncharacterized. Gene Ontology annotation, biological process: recombinational repair; interstrand cross-link repair. The record is from RefSeq and is a predicted model, not a curated record. Gene Ontology annotation, cellular component: mitochondrial nucleoid; mitochondrial chromosome. Lineage: Eukaryota; Fungi; Ascomycota; Saccharomycetes; Ascoideales; Ascoideaceae. Gene Ontology annotation, molecular function: single-stranded DNA binding. The transcript has a single exon. Bases 176 to 652 code for a protein of 158 amino acids.
GUGGAAUCAGGAAUUGUCCAAACAGAUUCUAAGCAUGUUCAAUUUAAUUCUCGAUUUAUUUUGGUUUUAUCAAAGCUUGAAAUAGUACUAAAAAAACCAAAGAAUAAGUAUAAAUGCAAAUGGAUCUUCUUUCGAUUUGCAAAACUGAUUUGUUUUAUUCAAACUAAAAUUGAAAAUGAAUUCAAGUGUUUUUAUUAAUCAGAGCAAUGCAGCUAAUCAGAAUCAAGAAAAAUUUCAUAAAAAAUUUGAUUCUGUAACUUGUCAAAAGACAACUAACUCUUAUGUUAAUUUCCGCGACUUUUCUAUUACAAACGGUGGUGUGGUUAUUUUAAAUGAGAGUGUUUGUAUCAAAAUAUUGAAUUGUAUAUUUGGGCCAGGAAAUUGGCUUUUAGCUUUCAAAUGUCUUUUGCAAAUUUAUAAAUGUUUGGUUCUGAGGAAAUAUAGCCUAAUUUGUGAUAAUAAUCUGGUAUCUAGGUGUUUUGGCGUGGGAAAAUUUUACUUUGAAGAAGCUAUUUUCUCAACCAUUAUUCAUUGUGAAGCUAGUGCCUUAUCCAGAUGCUGUAAACACUUGGGGAUUGCUGUUAAUAAGUGGGAUGAAUUUAAGUUAAAAUAUUGUUCUAAUUAUAGUCCUAAUUAUAAUCCUAGUUAUUAAAAAUAACCAUUUGUUUAGCUUUGAUAUUUCCAAACUUACUCCUGAUUACUAGUAAACAAAUUAUUGAUUUUUCUGUUUAAAAAAAUACUAUAU